Molecule: messenger RNA, 1056 nt
Organism: Rotaria sordida
Lineage: Eukaryota; Metazoa; Rotifera; Eurotatoria; Philodinida; Philodinidae
Source: the annotation of a GenBank genome assembly
AUGAUAUUUUUCAAACGUUAUUCAUUAUUAAAUAUUAUUAUUCGUCGAUGUUUAUCAUCAUCAUCAUCAAAAGGUCCUACACUUUAUGAAACAUUAAAAGUUAUUGAAAUUUCACCAGAUAUUUUUAUUCAACCUGCUGAAACUUUAUUUGUUUAUCCUUAUCGUACAAGUGUAUUUGGUGGACAAAUAAUUGGUUCAGCUAUUUAUGCUGCACAAAAAACAAUAGUAAAAAAUCAUCCAUUACAUAGUCUUCAUUCAUAUUUUCUCGCAGCAGUUGAUAAUUCAUCAGCAAUAACAUAUACAGUUAAAAGAUUACGUGAUGGUAAAUCAUUUGAAGCACGUAGUGUUACAGCUAUACAAGAUGAUAAAAUAAUUUUUGAAUGUAAAAUGAGUUUUCAUCGUAAAGAACAAGGAAAUUUAGCACAUCAACCAAUAAUGCCUAGUAUUGGUGUUAUUCCACCUGAAGAACUUUGUUCAACAAGACAACGUUUUCAAAGUCUUCUUAAUGAUAAACGUCUACCAACUGAAGUUCGACCAUUUGUUGAAUUAGCUCUUGAAAUGCCUAUACGUAUUGAUAUUCGACAUUGUAAUCCACGUGAUUUACUUACACCUACAUCAAUAUGGCCAGCACGACAGCUUAUUUGGAUUAAAGCUAUUGAACCAUUACCUAAUGAUUCACAUUUACAUCGAGCUGCUGUAGCUUAUUGUAGUGAUCGUGUAUUAUUAACUACAGCAUUUCUUCCCUAUGCAAUUAAUAUAUUUAGUUCACGUAUUCGAAUGCAAGCUUCACUUGAUCAUUCAAUGUGGUUUCAUGAUGAUUUUGAUUUUGAUUCUACAUCUUCAAGUAAUCAAUUAACAGAUAAACAAAUUAAACGAACUAAAGAUAUUCCAUCUAUUCCACCUAAAACAUCAGUACGUGCUGAUGAUUGGUUACUCUAUGAAUUAGAAUGUCCAAUAGCUAUGCAUAAUCGAGCAUUAACUUUUGGACGAAUAUGGACUAGAUCUGGACGACUUAUUGUCACAUGUGCACAAGAAGGUGCUAUUCGUUGUAAUUAA